GAAUGAUAUUUGCUUUUCACACAGGCGGAGCACUAAAUUAGCGCGCACGAGCGCCAGUCGGGGGCACUCGGGCGCAGGAGAGACGGGAGAACCGAAACCGAACCCUUCCCUUGCUGAAGUCUCCACUCACGAGAGCCAUCCGGCAACCCAAACAAGCAAUCCUUGCUGUGUCGCCUCAGUGCAACGGUCUUUUCCUGCCCCUGCACGGUAAUUACUACCUUCUCCUGUCUUUCGGUUCAAGCUACAAUUGUGUCUUCGUCGCGACGCCACAGGGUAUCCUCAGGUGAUUGACAAGCUCAUCAUCUCCCCUGAACGCGUGCGCAACGCUUGAGCCUGAGCCGACACACAUAACAAACGCGACCGACGCCUCAACAAUCACGAUGUCGAAGAACGGGAAAUUCCAGCUUCCCACCCUCUCCCCGAUCAACGUGUCGCUCACUGAUGGCACAAAUAUUCCUCCUCCGCAGGACUCACCUGAUGAGCCUCGUCCUCCCACUCCCGGCAGAGGACCUCUCUCGUCGCACCCUACCACCCCGUCCGGCACUUUCACAGGCAAUGGCUACUUUGGGAGCGCAGCUAUAAACGGAUUAUCAGACCAAAAGCAGAACGGGGCACCAAAGGCAAUAGACACCUUCGCGCAGGCGGAUUCCACCUUGACAGAACCCUUAAAGUCUCCCAUAACUUCCACAAAGCGGCCAUCCUCAGUACGACGCUUCCUGGGUCUACGAAGCCUCGGUUCCUCUGACUCGCUACGAGACCGUCCUUCAACGCCAAAUACAAUUGAUUCCAGAACUAGCACUACGGUCUACAAUGCCCCGAACAGUCCAAUAUUAAGCAAGAGGAAAAGUACAGGCUGGUUCAGUAAAAGAAAGAGUUCGCUGUUCACAUCUGACGAUGGAAGCAUAACGCAAGACAAAGAGAACGCAAAACAGCCAAGGAUCGCAAGAGGUCCGCCGCCGCCGACCAUUCCAGAGCUGGGGAAAUUAGAUGGCGGUGACUUGGGUGCUGAUGACUUGUUCAACAACAUCAAAUAGCCUCGAAUGGCAUAUCACAUCUAGUAGGAGGUUCAUUGUUCCAAGCAUCUUCGCUGUCCUUUAGGCAGAGGCUGCUAUGGCGUCGAGGCACGUCUUGGAAACACAUCACUUUUUGGCGGUUUGUGUCAUUGCAAAAUGAUUCCGCA
Molecule: messenger RNA, 1180 nt
Organism: Pseudovirgaria hyperparasitica
Lineage: Eukaryota; Fungi; Ascomycota; Dothideomycetes; Acrospermales; Acrospermaceae
Exons: 1
Coding region: 381-1034 (217 amino acids)
Source: RefSeq, a predicted model, not a curated record